CCUAGAGGAGAAGAGUGGGAAACGAAUGCAGCAUUGGAUAGCUGGAAGUGUCUACUCUUCCAGUACGAAAACACGUGUUUGUCGCUGUAGUAGUAUUUUUUCUGUAGAGGUUAGAAAAGAACGUGUUUUUUUCUCGUGCCGAUAACAAUGUGUGAAGAAAAACAUGAGCAACGGAUUAAUGUGAAAUUUCUCUUUAAAUUAAAAAAAACUCCGACUGAGUGCUAUAAUUUGUUGAAAGAGGCCUAUGGUGAGAAUUCUCUAUCUCGUGCGCGUGUUUUCAAAUGGUAUAUACGGUUUUCUGAAGGCCGAGAGAGCGCCGAAGAUGACCAACGUCCAGGUCGACCUGUCUCUGUUUCAACUCCGCAAACAGUGACCAAAAUAAAUGAAAUUGUGCGCGGAGAUUGUCGUAUGAGCAUUCGGAUGAUUGCUGAGACUGUAAACUCCGAUAAAGAAACUGUCAGAAAAGUUUUACAUGACGAAUUGAACAUGAAAAAAGUCUGUGCGAAGUUGGUCCCAAAAAAUUUGACCCCUGACCAAAAGCUCGUCCGUCAACAGAUCUGCUCAGAUUUUCUUGAGAGGUUACAUGAAGAGCCUGAAUUAAUGGAAAACAUCAUCACUUGCGAUGAAACCACUUGCGAUGGUUAUUCAAAUACGAUGUUGAAACUAAGCGACAAUGCAUGCACUGGAAAACUCCUGCAUCACCAAGAAUGA
Diabrotica virgifera virgifera (western corn rootworm) is the source of this 711-nucleotide messenger RNA. Its product is annotated as protein GVQW3-like. Bases 148 to 711 code for a protein of 187 amino acids. Gene Ontology annotation, molecular function: nucleic acid binding. The transcript has a single exon. NCBI's taxonomy places the organism in Eukaryota, Metazoa, Arthropoda, Insecta, Coleoptera, Chrysomelidae. The record is from RefSeq and is a predicted model, not a curated record.